Messenger RNA from Mesoplodon densirostris (Blainville's beaked whale), 4937 nucleotides. It is a transcript of the gene FBXO38, whose product is annotated as F-box protein 38. The record is from RefSeq and is a predicted model, not a curated record. Bases 414 to 4016 code for a protein of 1200 amino acids. Gene Ontology annotation, cellular component: nucleus; cytoplasm. Lineage: Eukaryota; Metazoa; Chordata; Mammalia; Artiodactyla; Ziphiidae. Gene Ontology annotation, molecular function: protein binding. The transcript is spliced from 22 exons. Gene Ontology annotation, biological process: SCF-dependent proteasomal ubiquitin-dependent protein catabolic process; protein K48-linked ubiquitination.
UUGCGGUUCUUGGCCUUCUAGGCCCUGGUGUCAGGGUUUGCCACCUUGCCUGUAUCUGGUCCAAGAUCCCAGGAUACGGAACCCUCUCUGAGUCUUGAUUUUCUCAACAAAAUGGGGACUUUUGGCCUGGCCAACUUCUGGGACCCCAUCCCACUCUGGGUGUCAGAAGUUCCACGUUUUUAACGUUAAGUCAGUGUUUAAGCCGGUGAGUUAAGGCCUGUAGUCAGCUUACUGAGGAGAUGUUCUGAGCAGGACGCAGUGAAUACAUCUUUGAGAGGCGGCCAGCUAAGGGAUCGGGAGCCCGGAGUUCUAGACUUACCUCGUCCACCGACUCACUCUGACCUUGCCCAGGUCUUUGAACUCAAGUAACCAAAAGGGGAGAUUUGCUCUUUGAUACUGGAGAUAACGCAGCAAUGGGUCCACGAAAGAAAAGUGUUAAAACGUGUCUCAUGAACAAUGAUAUUCCUGAAGAAACAAUAUCAGAUGAAACAAAGGACUAUAUGAAUCAACUUUCACAUGAAGUGCUUUGCCAUAUUUUUAGGUACCUCCCUCUGCAGGAUAUCAUGUGUAUGGAAUGUCUUUCCCGGAAGCUAAAGGAAGCAGUCACCCUAUAUCUGAGAGUUGUGAGGGUAGUGGAUCUUUGUGCAGGGCGAUGGUGGGAAUACAUGCCGAGUGGCUUCACAGAUUCCAGUUUUCUGACACUAUUGAAGAAGAUGCCAGAUGUUGAACAGCUAUAUGGCCUUCACCCUAGAUACCUUGAGAGGCGAAGGGUACGGGGCCAUGAGGCUUUUAGCAUUCCAGGAGUUCUGGAAGCUUUGCAGGCAUGCCCGAACUUAGUGGGUGUGGAAACUUCUCACUUGGAAUUGGUAGAAUCUAUUUGGACAUACAUGCCACAUGUUCAUAUUUUGGGGAAGUUUCGUAAUCGUAAUGGAGCAUUUCCAAUUCCUCCUGAAAAUAAACUGAAAAUUCCUGUAGGAGCCAAAAUCCAAACUUUACAUUUAGUUGGGGUGAAUGUUCCUGAAAUUCCUUGUAUCCCAAUGCUAAGGCACCUUUAUAUGAAGUGGGUAAGACUCACUAAACCACAGCCAUUCAAAGAUUUUCUUUGCAUCAGCUUACGAACUUUUGUCAUGAGGAACUGUGCAGGACCCACAAACUCCUUGAAAUAUGUCCCUUUAGUAACAGGCUUAGCCUCUGCCCGCAACUUGGAACAUUUGGAAAUGGUUCGAGUUCCUUUCCUUGGAGGUCUUAUCCAACAUGUAGUUGAAGACAGUUGGAGAUCAGGUGGUUUUAGAAAUUUGCACACUAUUGUUUUGGGAGCUUGCAAAAAUGCACUUGAAGUAGAUCUUGGUUACCUCAUCAUCACUGCUGCCCGUAGGUUACAUGAAGUUCGGAUCCAGCCUUCCCUAACCAAAGAUGGCGUCUUUUCUGCCCUGAAGAUGGCAGAGUUGGAGUUCCCCCAGUUUGAAACCCUUCAUCUGGGAUAUGUAGAUGAGUUUUUGCUGCAGAGCAGAAUGGCUAAUGCAGAUCUGGUGAAGUAUGGUUUGGCUGAUGUGGUAGAAAAUCCUGGUAUCAUCACUGAUAUAGGGAUGAAGGCAGUCAAUGAAGUUUUUUCCUGUAUCAAAUAUCUGGCAAUUUAUAAUUGCCCCCAUCUACAUAACCCAUACAAUUGGAUCUCAGACCACUCAAGAUGGACUCGAUUGGUUGAUAUCAACUUAGUGCGUUGCCAUGCUUUGAAGCUGGACUCCUUUGGCCAGUUUAUUGAAUUGUUGCCCAGCCUGGAGUUUAUUUCACUGGACCAGAUGUUUCGUGAACCACCCAAAGGCUGUGCUCGGGUUGGUCUGAGUGCAGGCACAGGAAUUGGGGUUUCCUCAGCCCUUGUUAGCAAUCAGAACUCCAACAAUGACAAUGAUAAUAAUGCCCAGAAUAAUGCCAACAUCCACGACAACAAUCACCAUCACCCAGAUGACUCAGAGGAGGAGAAUGACUUCCGGCAAGACCUGCAGCCAGGAGAGCAGCAGUUUGCAGCCGACGCACUGAACGAGAUGGAAGACAUGGUUCCAGAAGAUGGAGAGGUGACGGCUGAGAGUGAGCAUGAGGCUCCAGCUCACAGUCAGGCAGUUAUUCCUGUGGACGUCGACGAGGAACAAGCAGGACCCAGCGGUCUUCAGCGUGUAGUAAAACCAACCCCAAUUACUGUGCAUGACUCAGAGAGUGACGAUGAGGAAGACAGUCUAGAACUCCAAGAAGUCUGGAUUCCUAAGAAUGGUGCCCGGCGUUUCUCUGAGCGUGAAGAAAAAACCGGAGAGUCUGUACAGUCCAGGGAAUUAUCAGCAGUAAGUGGAAAAGGCAAGACUCCACUUCGAAAGAGGUACAACUCCCAUCAGAUGGGCCAGUCGAAGCAGUUUCCCCUCGAGGAAAGCAGCUGUGAGAAAGGCUGUCAGGUCACCAGUGAGCAGAUCAAAGCCGAUAUGAAAGCAGCUAGGGAUAUUCCUGAAAAGAAAAAAAACAAGGAUGUUUAUCCCAGCUGCAGCAGCACCACCGCCAGCACAGUGGGGAACUCCAGCUCGCACAGCACUGCUUCUCAAAGCCCCGACUUUGUAAGGACGGUGAACAGCAGCGGCUCUUCCGAGCCUAGCCCUACAGAAGUGGAUGUGUCCAGGCAGUGUGUCUGCUCCCCCGGUGGGUCAGAGGACUCUGAGGCCAUGGAGGAGGGAGAUGCAGAGAGUUCUGUCUGCCCCAGAUGCUGCUGUCACAGGCCCCAGGAAUCCCAAAGGAGAACUAGCAGGUGUUCUGAUGAGGAACGUCCUUCAACCAGCCGAGCCUGUGUUGUGAAUGGCCCGGAUGGUACGAGAUCCGCCUUUUCCUUUAGGACUCUGCCACCAGGGGGGUCUUCAGGCCCAGCACAUGAUGAGAGGACUAAUGGGAGUGGCUCUGGGGCUACAGGUGAGGACAGGAGGGGGAGCUCCCAGCCUGAGAGCUGUGACGUGCAGUCUAAUGAAGACUACCCUCGGAGGCCCCUAACAAGGGCCAGGAGCAGACUCUCCCAUGUACCGCUGGUAUCUGAGUCAGGUAUGACAACGCUGCCAGGAUUAGCUACUGCAGAGGUUGCCAAAACAAAGCCACGUCAUGCCAUGAAGCGGAAGCGGACAGCAGAUAAGUCCACCAGUACCAGUGAUCCUGUGAUUGAGGAUGACCAUGUGCAGGUCCUUGUAUUAAAAUCCAAAAAUCUUGUUGGAGUCACUAUGACCAACUGUGGAAUCACAGAUCUAGUGCUGAAAGACUGUCCCAAGAUGAUGUUUAUCCAUGCUACCAGGUGCAGGGUACUGAAACAUUUAAAAGUAGAAAAUGCACCAAUUGUAAACCGAUUUGACUAUGCACAAUGCAAGAAACUGAAUAUGGAUCAGGUACUAGACCAGAUACUAAGGAUGCCUCCUGAGAGAAACCGUAUCAUAUACCUACGCCCCAUGCAGCAGGUGGACACACUAACGUUGGAGCAGAAGCUAUUUAGUGGUCCCUACCCCUAUCACAUCUGUAUUAUCCAUGAAUUCAGUAACCCUCCCAAUGUCCGGAACAAGGUGCGCAUUCGCAGCUGGAUGGACACAAUAGCAAACAUUAACCAAGAACUCAUUAAGUAUGAAUUCUUCCCUGAAGCCACACGAAGUGAAGAUGACUUAAAGAAGUAUCCCAAGUACCCAUGGGGUAGAGAAAUCUAUACUUUAGAAGGUGUUGUGGAUGGAGCACCGUAUUCAAUGAUUUCUGACUUCCCUUGGUUGAGAUCACUACGGGCAGCAGAACCCAACAGCUUUGCCAGAUACGAUUUUGAGGAUGAUGAAGAAAGCACCAUCUAUGCUCCUCGAAGGAAAGGGCAGCUGUCUGCAGACAUCUGUAUGGAAACAAUAGGAGAGGAAAUUUCAGAGAUGCGUCAGAUGAAAAAGGGCGUGUUUCAGCGAGUAGUGGCAAUUUUUAUCCACUAUUGUGACGUCAAUGGAGAGCCUGUUGAAGAUGACUACAUUUAACUGGCCCCUCCUCUUUCCAGCUAUUCUGGCAGUAAGCUGCUGGGGCCAUCCAGCUGCCAGAGAGCUUCACAGAGGCUUGCGGCAUGCAGUUGGGAGGCUCCGGCGCAUUUUGGUAUAUAGGAAAUGUAUAAGGAACAUUGAAGUUGUAUACAAAGAUUUGUACAUAGAGGAAAUACACAAAGAUAUUUCCUAAGUACCAACUUUAUAUCAUAUGUUUAUACAGUUUAAUUUAAAAAUUCAUUUUAAUGAAGGCAGAGAAUUGGAAAGAGUUCAUUUUGUUCAUUUUUCCAGACUUAGUUCAUAAAGUGUCACUUUCUGGCUGAGCCCCUGUUUACUAUAUAUAUAUAUAUAUAUAUAUAUAUUUUUUUUUUUUUUUUUUUUUUUUUUUUUUUUUGCGGUAUGUGGGCCUCUCAGUGCUGUGGCCUCUCCCGCCGCGCAGCACAGGCUCCGGACGUGCAGGCCCAGCGGCCACGGCUCACGGGCCCAGCUGCUCUGCGGCAUGUGGGAUCCUCCCAGACCGGGGCACGAACCCGCGUCCCCUGCAUCGGCAGGCAGACUCCCAACCACUGCGCCACCAGGGAAGCCCCUAUAUUCUUAAUCAUCACUGUCACGCCCUUAAAUCUGUGCCUUUUUCUUCUCGAGCAGAGCUGUUUGAGUAAACCUGUUGAAGCGUCUUUUUGUCUCGUGCUCUUUUUCUGUUACUAUUAAAACUCCAACUAAACCCUAUAGUCAGAGGUGGCUGUAUGUUUGUUUCUGUACAAAAUUGUGGUUCUUUUUCCUCUUGGUAUUGUAGUUGCCAUAUUUCUUAAAAUGAAGUAAAAAAAAAAAAAAGACUCAUGGGUUUAAAAAAAUAACUGAGUUUGAGGGGGAAAUGGAAAAGUUUCCAAAGCAUUUCUAGUUAUUUAUUUCCAUAUUGUGUAU